Molecule: messenger RNA, 1110 nt
Organism: Caenorhabditis elegans
Lineage: Eukaryota; Metazoa; Nematoda; Chromadorea; Rhabditida; Rhabditidae
Gene: K02E7.10
Product: Peptidase C1A papain C-terminal domain-containing protein
Exons: 4
Coding region: 10-909 (299 amino acids)
Biological process (GO): proteolysis
Molecular function (GO): cysteine-type peptidase activity
Source: RefSeq, marked reviewed
AGAUUCCCAAUGAACAAUGCUAAUAAUCAACCUUCGAGAACAGAUCGGAAACAGGUCUACGUUUCAGUUGGAAGAGAGUUGCCAAAAAGGCCGUGCAACUGCGUAACCAUCCGCAAUUACAUUCUUUUCUUCUGCUCCAUUGCUUUAAUAAUAGCUCUUCUCUUGCGUCACUUCAUGCCAUACCAGCCAAAAACCUCUGAAACACCUCGACCACCACAAUAUCAAACAAAACUAUCUCAUCACAUGACUCAAGACUUCCUCGACUGGAGAGAGAAAGGAAUCGUCGGACCUGUGAAGGAUCAGGGGAAGUGCAAUGCGUCCUAUGCUUUUGCCGCAAUUGCCGCAAUUGAGUCCAUGUACGCCAAGGCUAAUAAUGGAAAACUUUUGUCGUUUUCGGAGCAGCAGAUUAUUGAUUGUGCCAACUUCACAAACCCAUGCCAGGAGAAUCUAGAAAAUGUUUUAAGUAAUAGAUUCCUUAAGGAAAACGGAGUUGGAACCGAAGCUGACUACCCAUAUGUUGGAAAGGAAAAUGUAGGAAAAUGUGAAUAUGACUCAAGCAAAAUGAAACUUCGACCAACUUACAUAGAUGUGUAUCCUAAUGAAGAGUGGGCAAGAGCUCACAUCACCACGUUCGGAACUGGGUAUUUCAGAAUGAGGAGCCCUCCAUCCUUCUUCCACUACAAAACUGGAAUCUAUAACCCCACCAAGGAAGAAUGCGGGAAUGCCAAUGAAGCUCGAUCGUUGGCAAUUGUUGGUUACGGCAAAGACGGAGCAGAAAAGUAUUGGAUUGUGAAGGGCUCAUUUGGUACUUCAUGGGGAGAGCACGGAUAUAUGAAGUUGGCUAGAAAUGUGAAUGCGUGUGGAAUGGCAGAAUCUAUUUCAAUUCCCAUAAAAUAUAAAUUAUUAUGAUUUGUUGAACAUGGAGUGUGUUCUGUGGGGUCUUCUCAUAAAUCUACUGACUAUAAUUUAAUCUAACCGAAUGUCAUAGUUCUACCAAAACUGACUGGAAACUUUGAAGAACCGAAAAGUAAGUCGAGUCAUAAAUAAUAAUAUUCGGUCAGGUUAGAGUAUAAUGAGUAGAUUUUUGCAAAACCCACAGUAAUAAAUAUC